UCCCUUCCCUCGGCUUCCUCCUCUACUAUACCGCCAUAUUAUUUUCAGAGUUAGUGAAGAUAGUUAUUGAGUGAUUACACAAAUUCUCUGCAUUUAGUAUUCAAUCAGAUCAAAAGUGUUUUCUGCCUCAACCGGCAUGAGUUACUCUGGAUAUAAAAGCUCCUCCCGUGGAAGUCGAGGCUUCAUACGAGGUGGUUACCGAGGGUCAAGCCGUGGUGGUGGUGGUGGUGAAGGUGGUAGCUGGAGAGGAGGUGGCACUCGAGGGGGUUAUAUCAGCUCUAGUCGAGGUAGCGGUCGAGGCAGCCGCUUCUCCAGUGGUGCUAGCAAGUGGGACAGGGAAGCUUCCUCAGGAUCGUACGAAUCACGAUCCAGAUACAAUUCAGGCGGAGACCGCUAUUCCAGUCAUGGCCGUGAAGAUAGCUCCUAUCGCUACCGUGGUGAUGAUAGCCUAAGCAGCUACACUAGCCGAGACCACUCCCAUCGCUCUUCCUCACCUGACCGUAAACGAAUCAGAACAGAAUAUGUUCCUGCAUCUUCUAUGCACCGUAGCCACGAUUAUGGUGAUGUCAAUGAGUACUCAUCCCGUAGCUAUGGGGGCUACGAAAGCAAGAGGAUUAGUAGCUAUGGUGGAGGCGAUGAGAGAAGAAGCUUGUUCAGAGAAGAGCGUGAACGGAUUCGCUCUGAUGAUUACCAGUUCAGGAAACCAAUCAGUAUUGGGAGCCCCCGCCACUCCACUCCGAGAGGCAUGUCGUAUCGAGGCCGUACCUUCUCCAGGGGUAUAAGGAGUGGAUUCAGAAGACCUCCAAUGUCCUACAGAGGCGGACCAGGGGGUUUCUUGAGAAAACGUAGUCUGAUGGAAAGCUAUGGCAUCCGGAAAAGGAUUGUCACUAACAAGACGCAAGAAUAUUUGCGUCGCCUCAAAAUGUUAAGAAUCCAGAGUUUGAGGAGACGAGCUGCUGGUAAGGGCAGUGAUGAUGAGGACGACGAGGAUGAAGAUGAUGAUGAGGAUGAUGAGGAAGUGGAGGAGGUCGAAGAGGAAGAAGAGGUGGAAGAGGAGGUGACUGAUGAUGAAAAUGAAGAAGCAGAUCAAGAAGGUGACAAAGAAGAUAAGGAGAAAAAGGAAACUGAAAAUGAAGAUGAAGAGGGAGGUGAAGAGAAAAAGGAUGAGCCAGAAAAGAAAAAGAAAAAAGUAAAGAAAGUGGUGAAAGUUAUUAAAAAGGUAGUAAAACGCAAGAUUCCUAAGAGGAAAAGUAGUGAAAAAGAUAAGGGCGAUAACAGUGAUGGAAAAGACAUUCAUGUUACUGUAAAACAGGACUCAGAGGGGCGUGAUGUGGAUACAACAGUAAGGAAGAACUAUCUUGGACAACCCUUCAUGAAACUGGAGUGUCCACACUGUCAUACCAAUUGCAUUACUUUCAAAGACUAUAUGGUUCACCUGUAUUCAUCCAAGCAUCAGGCAGCCAUGACCAGUUUAACCCUGAAAGUCCGUAAGGCACUUGCUAAAAUGAGACUAGAACAACGAACUGAACAGAGAGAUCUUGAUGAGGAGUGCAAAUUGAAGAAGAUGAACAUGAGACCUUUCUUCUGUUUGAUCUGCAAGCUCAACUAUCGGUCACUGAAGUCAGAGCACUUAGAGUCUGAUAAGCACAUUGAAAUGAAGAACUUUCUAAACCCAUCCUGCAAGAUUUGCCAUAUCAACUUCAGAAGCCCGAUGAUGUAUGAAAAUCAUCUUUGUUCAUUGGUUCAUCUCAAGAGGAAGCAUUACUUUGACAAGAAGAAUGCGGAGAAACAAGAGGGCAACGAGCUGGAUAUGGACAAAUACAUGAUUCUGGAUCAAGUGGGUUCUGGAGAGGAAGAAGAAUCAGACUCUGAGACGUCUGGAAAAGAUGAAAAGGAAAAAGAAGACAAAGAAGGUGAAGAAAAUGCUGGCGAAGAGGGAGAGAAGGAUGCUACUGAACAGAAACCUAAGAAGAAGAAAAAGAAGAAGGCAAUCAAUCUAGGAAGUGAAUACUGUAAGAAGAUUGAAAUUUACUUUUGUGAUCUAUGCAAGUCAUUCUUGCCUCGUUUAGAGGAUCAAGAGCAAGCUCUUGCUGUUCACUGUAGGGGAAGUAGCCAUUUACGCCGGUAUGUAAAGAAGAAAGAUGACAUGGCAUUGAGAAUACGUGCUGAGAGAAUACAUCGCUUAAGAGAGGAACAGAGAAAGGCAUUAAAGAAGGAAGAGGAAAAAGAAGAUGAGACAAUGGUUGUAGAUCCUCCAGAGGAUGAAUCGAAAACUGAGGAAGGUGAGAAAAAGUCACCAGGUAAAACUGGUGAGGGAGCAGUUCGUGAACCAGGGAUGGAUGACAAAACUUGGACAGAAGUAAGCAAAGAGCUCGGAGUCUUGUUGAUGGAAGUUGAGGAACCAGGAAACAAGUCUUCCGAUGAUGAGGAGGAUUCAAGAGCUGCAGGACGUCGAUAUGACAGAUUCAAACAUUCAGAGAAAGGGAAAACUGAAACUGUGGGUGAAAAUGAAAUGAUAACAAAAUCCGUUGAAGAAAAGAGCGCUAAGGCUGAGGUGGUUAAUGGUGGCAAAGACUCCGCUUAAAAAUAUUAUGCUGUAAUUUUUUUAUUAGGAAUUUAUUAUCACAGAAUAUUGAAGUCGAUUAAUAUAAUAUUCAUUGCAACUAUCGUUCUUAAAAAUGUGUAUUGCAUUCCAAAAGAUGAAAAUUUAUAGAGAAUUUUAUAGUGUUUAUUUCUAUUAUUGACUUAAGUUGUGUAUAUGUAGUACAUUUUACUUUAAGUGUUACUAGUACAUUAAGUACAAAUUAAACGUUUCUCUGGAAAGAAUUAUAUAGAAUGAAAAAACCACAAAUGUUUGAAAUUUUACUUAGUGGCCAUUCUAUUCUUGAUGUGAAAAUAAAAAAGUUAGAAAUA
Messenger RNA from Homalodisca vitripennis (glassy-winged sharpshooter), 2913 nucleotides. It is a transcript of the gene Ciz1, whose product is annotated as DBIRD complex subunit ZNF326. The record is from RefSeq and is a predicted model, not a curated record. Lineage: Eukaryota; Metazoa; Arthropoda; Insecta; Hemiptera; Cicadellidae. Bases 137 to 2584 code for a protein of 815 amino acids. The transcript is spliced from 15 exons. Gene Ontology annotation, cellular component: nucleus.